CCACGAUUUGAAACUGCCUCUCAAACCUUUCCGAUGACGUAGGAGUUGUUGUUUGGAGGAGCACGUGUGGCGCACGUUGGAACGAGUGCUUGUGCCGUGUUAUGGUCUCUGCUGGUACCGCUUGUGCGUUGCUUCGAGUUCGGUCGUUCGGUGUGAGCCUCAGUUAGAGAUAGCACAACAUGAGCCAUAUAUUAGUUAAAUGGGUGUCGUCGUCACAGUGGGAUGUGUACAACGUCCGAGCCAUUGUGGACACCAGUGUAAGCCUGCAACUGCUGAUGGACGCAAAUGCCAUUGUAAAUUUGCGCGGCACCGUAGUAGCCGUAAAUUGGAACGAGGGCGAGCCGGCGGCAGACGCCGAGUUGCUGGACUUCGGGUUAGAAAGGACAAUGGAGCGCCGGCGAACAAGGCUGGUGCGGUUGGCGAGCACGGCUUUGGACAGUGCCAAGGAGGUGCCUUCAGAGGAGAAUGCGCCGUACGAGGUGAAUUCUGUGUUAACACUUUAAUUGCCGUGCGGGCCAAGCACGACCAGCGC
Rhipicephalus sanguineus (brown dog tick) is the source of this 532-nucleotide messenger RNA. RefSeq lists its product as uncharacterized. Bases 180 to 503 code for a protein of 107 amino acids. The transcript is spliced from 2 exons. NCBI's taxonomy places the organism in Eukaryota, Metazoa, Arthropoda, Arachnida, Ixodida, Ixodidae. The record is from RefSeq and is a predicted model, not a curated record.